This is a messenger RNA of Psilocybe cubensis, 531 nucleotides long. RefSeq lists its product as uncharacterized. The record is from RefSeq and is a predicted model, not a curated record. Lineage: Eukaryota; Fungi; Basidiomycota; Agaricomycetes; Agaricales; Agrocybaceae. The transcript has 4 exons. The coding region runs from base 1 to 531 and encodes 176 amino acids.
AUGAACACUGCUGGUCCUGACGUCCCACCGUUCGACGCUUCAAAUCGAUACCUGUCUUCGUAUACUGGACCUCUAGCCACGAUCUAUUCAACGGCACCUGUCGGAAAUUGCGAGAUGCUUUCCAAAGUACCGCCUGCCGUUUUCCUGGUCGCACUUCCGUCAACCUCCCUUCUGUUCUACUUCCGGGUGAGCGCUUUGUACAGCAACAAAUACGUCUCUGCAGUAUUCUUCGUCAUGUGGCUCUCCAUCCUUGGCGGGUGCAUACCAAUUAUCAGGAGUGUGUCAGGUGCGCACAUUGGCCCAACGAACUACUGCAUCAGCAUAGCUCUGGAAGACGCCGCUGCGCCGGGAACCAUCAUCCCCCUCAUCUAUGACAGCACAAUUUUCAUUGCUAUAUCUUGGCGGCUAAUGCGCAUGUCGCUUCCACAUGAUACUGGCCUCAAGGAAGCCGUAAAAGUCGUCGCAUUUGGCAAGAACCUUUCCAAAUUCUCCAAGUCAUUGCUACAAGACGGCCAAGCAUACUAUUUGUGA